CACAACUUCUCGACGAUGCUUUUUAUUUUUUGGUGCAAAAUACAAACGUGGUAUCCUGUACUUAUUGCACUUGAAACCAUGUCGAAGAUUGUUCCGUUCCCAGAAAGUGUUCUUUCAAGAAAUAUCAAGAAUAAACUCCUGGAAAUAUUGAAUAAGUUUCUUGAUGACAUAUCAUAUACAAAUUCUUCGAAAAAUAGUGCCAAUAAUCAAUUCUAUCAUGAAGUUUUAAAAUGGACAUGCAUACUUGGUAGUUUAAAGUGCAAAGAACAUGUUAAUGGAAUAGUAAACUGGCAUUUUGAACAUUCUACACAAAACAAACUGUUGUCAAGUUGGCAGAAGUGGAUAUAUUGCCAAAGACUAAUGGUAGACACUUUUACUUAUGUAACAUCUACUGUGUGGGAAGAUAUAGUCAAGAUAUACCAGACACAAGGAAAACUAGAACAACUUUUUGAAUUCUUACCUUGCUCUAAACAGUACAAGAAUCUGUUGUCUUUUCUCUCGGUUCUUCAUCGUAAUUCUUUAAUAAUACGUACAAGUAGUUUAAAAGGAGACAAUGGUGAUUUUUACAAAGAAAUUGUACAUGAAAAGAAAAAUGUUACUGUUACUGUACUUUUUAAAAUUUUUGCUAUGCAUUCAAAAAAUAUGUCAGCGCUUGAUGUUAUACGAAUCGGACUAGAAAAUGGAAUAGGAAGAGACGUGAACAUAUUAGCAAUAAUAAAUUGUAUUAUUAAUAACAUAUAUUCAGACGACGGUCUGUUAAAGAUUGGUAACACAAGAUUCUUAAAGAAAUUGCUGCAUAUGCAUCACAUAGGAAAUGAAUCAUUUGUUCUCGAUGCCAUUAACGAAAAAAUUAAAAUUCGACGUAUGUUUCUGGUUGAAAUGGAAACUACGCUUUAUUGUUAUCCUCAUUAUAUUUUUAAUUUCGUAGACUAUCGUGUAUCUACAAACAAUGGGUGCAAAUAAGUUUCUUUUUUAUAAUGGAUCACUUUUUGUAUUCAAUUUUUUUAUGACAGUUUACAUUUUGAAAACA
This is a messenger RNA of Pseudomyrmex gracilis, 1030 nucleotides long. RefSeq lists its product as uncharacterized. NCBI's taxonomy places the organism in Eukaryota, Metazoa, Arthropoda, Insecta, Hymenoptera, Formicidae. Bases 16 to 963 code for a protein of 315 amino acids. The transcript has 7 exons. The record is from RefSeq and is a predicted model, not a curated record.